Drosophila albomicans is the source of this 2076-nucleotide messenger RNA. RefSeq names its product interaptin. Lineage: Eukaryota; Metazoa; Arthropoda; Insecta; Diptera; Drosophilidae. The coding region runs from base 1 to 2076 and encodes 691 amino acids. The transcript is spliced from 2 exons. The record is from RefSeq and is a predicted model, not a curated record.
AUGGAUGCAGUUGGAAACAAAGUGUUGACUUUCAUUGCAAUCUUUGCUGCGACAAAAGAGAGCAUUGCUUACCAUAGCUCUAACAAACUGAAAUAUCACCGAAAAAUCAGCGUAAGAUCGAGUUUAGAAAGUAAAAAGUAUGAAUACUGUGUGAAAAUAAUUAGUGUGUGCUAUUUACUAUGGGAUGCACCACCUGACUACGAGGAUGAAGGUGAAGAUCAAGAUUCGGACAAUUUAGAGAUUGAUGAACAGAUCCGAAGAGCGAAAUGCGUUCCGCAGCAUCAAAGUAGCCAAGACAAUGCAAUUUAUUGGCAAAAUGUCCGGCGUUGGCAACGAGAAGUCGAAAAACUGUUCUUAAGUACACAUAUGUUUGAGGUCAUUGAAGAGUUGGACGGUGGAAACGCAAUCAAAAUUAACCUGUGGAAUUUAUUCCAUAUCAAAAUGAUGGUUAUCUGCAAUAGAACUAGAAUGAUGAAUAAUGUCAACUCAGAGACCGAUAAUUGUGAUGAGAAUCAGGAAAUCGGAAUAUGGAUAAAUGAACAAGUCAAAUGCGAUACAAUUUUAGAAGAUUUUACCAACAGAGUGCCAAACAUUUUGAAUACCCUAGAAACGCAUCUCCACAAAGAUUGUUGUCCCAAUAGCAUUCUAAGAGAUAGACUCGAAGUUAUCAAUGAUAACAUUGACACAAUAAUGCAACUAAAUUCCCUAGAAGAAAACGGAGGAUUUAUAUCAACUGGUAACGUCUCGAUUGACAUGCAAAAUUUGGUAAUACGACUGGAGUUUUUAAAUAGAAAAUUGAUUUCUGAUAACAGAAGUACCCAAUGUUGCAAGAACUGGACAGAAAGUGAAAAGUCUGCCAAGUACAAAUAUCAAACUGAAAUGAAUCAUUUAAUAGACACUUCAUUAACAAGUGUUACGAACAAUCCAUCUACUGAAUUUUAUAAACAUUUCAAUAAGGAUGCUGAGCACCUGGAGAUAAAAAUUUUAGCAUCAGAAAAUGAUCACCAGCAGUCGAAUUCUAAUAUGACUAAAAAGAAUUGCUGCAGCUCUAACAAUCAGUUAAAAAAUAUUGAAAUGCUUGUAAAUGAAUACAUUAAUUCAACUAAUUUAUCAAAGCACUCUAAUAACGAAUUGAGAAAAAGCAUUGAAAACACAAACAAAAUUAUAAGAAAUUCUGAAAUAUUGCUUAAUAAUGAACUAAAUCAAUUAAACGACUUGAAUUCAGUAUGCUCAGAAAAAUGUUCAAAGGACCCCAUAAAUAAAAGCACCUUUCAAUCGAAGCUGCGAUAUUUAGAAGACGAGGUACAACAAAUGAUGUCAAGCAAUAUAAAUAAUUUAACGAUUCCAAACGAAAAUGAUGAAAUUGAACAAAAAGAGUACAACGCAGUUGAAGAUCAGCUUCAAAACUGCUUGGAUUCUGUAGAGCGACAGAAAGCUGAUAUGCGAGAAUUAAUUGCAGUGUAUAAUUCAAAUAUGGAAUCUCAUAGAGAAAUUAAAAAAGAUCGAGAAAAUGUGAUAAAAGACCUUCGCAAUAAAUUAAAUAAAUUACGGUUAGCGAAUUCAAAUCAAUCAAAUAACAAUAAUGCUAAGGAACGCCAGGAAAAGCGAUUAAAAGAUAUAAGACCUAUUUUAGAUGAAAAGACUCAGACCAUACAUAGGCAAUCAGAAAUGCUGAAUGAAAUUCAAUCUAAACUAUCUGAAAAUUAUACCAAUAAUAAGCGAAUGGUCGAUAAUGUCAAGUCAACAGACUUUGAAAUAAACAAUAAAAUUGAGGGUCAACUUAAUGAACUGGACCAUAAGCUUAAUUCUACAAACUUACAGAAAAUCAAAAACUCAGAAAAGUUAGACUAUCUGGAAGCAAGAUUGAAGAGUAUGAAAAAUCAAAGUCAGAAUUCAAUACAACGUUUGUCAGCUACCAUCGAUGCACUGGAGAAUCGAUUGAAGGAAGUCAACAAUGAAAUCAAGGAAUCUAAGGAUAAGGCCAAAAAAUGCUCCGAAUCCUGUGAUUUAGGAAAGUUGCCAACUAUGGAAGAAUUACAAAAUAGAUUAAAUGUAUUACAAAAAACAUUGAAAUAA